AUGUCCACAGAAGCUCUGCCUAUUACCCCAGGCGCAUUUGCAGAAGCGAUCCAAGAGCUCCCCCUCGCUGUUCUAUACAGCAAGGUCUCAGAGCUUACAAACUCCAUCGCCCACCUGCACCGCUCAAACGCCGAGCUCCGCGCUUACUUGGCCGAAACGAAUGAUUCGGAGGAGGACAAAAAAGAGAUUGAGCAAUAUGUGACGGAAAAUGAGGAUGUUGCAGUCUCUAUGAACGAACGCAUUGCCCUGUUGAAGACGGAGGUGGAAAAUCGAGGCCAGCCGUGGAUCGAGCUUGAGGACCUCAAGAAGGUUGAUGACGAUGUUCCGAAUGGGGAUGGUGGCGGAGCUGCGCAUGCUACAGAAACUACCGGUGAAGGUGGCAAUGCAGACAGCCAAGACGGUAUCUAUCUUUGA
Molecule: messenger RNA, 414 nt
Organism: Penicillium brevicompactum
Lineage: Eukaryota; Fungi; Ascomycota; Eurotiomycetes; Eurotiales; Aspergillaceae
Exons: 1
Coding region: 1-414 (137 amino acids)
Biological process (GO): proteasome regulatory particle assembly
Molecular function (GO): protein-macromolecule adaptor activity
Source: RefSeq, a predicted model, not a curated record